This is a messenger RNA of Lymnaea stagnalis (great pond snail), 485 nucleotides long. NCBI's taxonomy places the organism in Eukaryota, Metazoa, Mollusca, Gastropoda, Lymnaeidae. The record is from the annotation of a GenBank genome assembly.
AUGAGCAAAUCUGAGAGCGGUGAGACCACAGGCCAUCAUGUAGAUACAGUUGACAGAUUUUCCUUCGGUCACUUGAGGGAAUUUCCUGAGAACGCACAAUUAGUUGAAGAGUCGUACAGCGACGAUGUGGUGGAUUCGAGCGCGAGUAUCUCAACGCUGAGUUCAGCUGGUUCGGUGGCAAGCAACCCCGUCGUGUAUAACAAAAGGAAGCCGAUUAGCGAAUGGCUCGAGGCGAAGAUGGCGACGCCGCUGUCUCUUCAGCGCAACAACAAACUGCGCCACUCGUAUCACGGGACGAGAGGACUCGCUUUGACUGGUCAGAAACUGCAACAAUCCCGUGACCCAGAUGUUGACCUCCAGCUUUAUGAUGACGCGGACAACCCAUCACCCCGCCUGGUUGAUUCAGGAGCCGCUGACCAACAUCCGUUUUUAAGUCCUGCGCCGACAGCUCGGCGCAGAAUUCGACCACCAAAAUCAAAUUCACC